AUGCCGGCGCUCAAAAUAUGCGUAUUGAAUGUGAUUGUGUUCAGUGUGGGUCUGGUGGGCACAAUCGCCGAGUCGUUUCGGGCGCUAAACAUCUACUCGUGUCUUGUAAUCAUAUUUCCAUUCGGUUUACUACUCAUCCAAAUGACUGUCCGGAUGAGCAGAAAGUCUUUCGAUACGAUCGAUCAGCUCCUGGCCGGCGCUCUCGUCAUACUACUCAUGCAGAUAAUCGUCGCCUAUCUGUUGGCCCGAGAGAUACGGCACUUAACUCUUCUGAAUCGAGGCAUCAAUUAUAAGAUGUGUCACAUAGAAGAUGGUAGUGAUGUACAGCUCUGCCAAACAGCACAACAGCCCACUGAGGAGUUGGAGCAAUGAUGGCAUUGAUAACCGUUUUGGUGGGGGAGGGGAGACACAGAUAUAGGAGAUGUGGAGCACUGGGGCUAUAGAUUGCACGCAAAGAUUGAGUGAUAAAGUGAUGAACGAAAUGUGAUGUUCGGCCAAAAUAUAGUGACAAUCGAUAUAUAAUAAUGAUUUGUGUGACGAUAAGUGAUGAG
This is a messenger RNA of Oppiella nova, 551 nucleotides long. The record is from the annotation of a GenBank genome assembly. NCBI's taxonomy places the organism in Eukaryota, Metazoa, Arthropoda, Arachnida, Sarcoptiformes, Oppiidae.